Xylona heveae TC161 is the source of this 7905-nucleotide messenger RNA. RefSeq names its product putative HEAT repeat protein. The record is from RefSeq and is a predicted model, not a curated record. The transcript has 3 exons. Lineage: Eukaryota; Fungi; Ascomycota; Xylonomycetes; Xylonales; Xylonaceae. The coding region runs from base 1 to 7905 and encodes 2634 amino acids. Gene Ontology annotation, cellular component: small-subunit processome; 90S preribosome; nucleolus.
AUGCCGGCCAUGUCCUCAGGAAAAUCGAAGAGACCGACAAAGGUCGUCAAAGGCGGCACUGAAUCGUCACGCCGCCAUCAUUUUGAAUCCUUUUCGCAGCGUAUUGCGAAACUCAACAUUGAUCCUAUUCGAAGAGUCCGUCGCCAUGAUCUUGACGAAGAAAGCUUGUCGACAACUGCGUCGUACUUUCGACAGUCGUUGGACGAAUGGAACGAUCUCAAUUUGUCCGAGGACUAUACGACCUUUGCAGCGCGAGUGAUGCCGCUCUGCGAGAGCUUGCCGCAAAUAAUAUACUAUCAGGAGCAGAUAAUGGACCUUCUGGAGGAGUAUAUCAGGCAUCAUGAAGAACUAUCGCUCGAAUCGCUGUUGAGUCUCCUGGCGCACUUUGCGCAUGAUCUCGGUGCAAGAUUCGAAAAAUAUUUUGCUCGAGCCGUCUCGGCCGUAUCAGGAGUCGCCGCAAAACACCCCAAGGUUGAAGUUAUUGAAUGGAGCUUUACCUGCCUGGCAUGGCUGUUCAAGUACCUCUCCCGACUCUUAGUACCGGACCUUCGGCCCUUGUACGACUUGAUGGCUCCUUUGCUUGGAAAAGAGCAUCAGAAGCCAUUCGUCACUCGGUUCGCCGCAGAAGCAAUGAGUUUCCUAGUAAAGAGGGCUGGCGCUGGUCAUCACAAAGAUAAGCAAGCCCUUCCGCGCUUGGUGAAGCAUGCAUUCGCAGACUUAGAGACGACAUCGGAGAGCAAGGACGUAGAGCUCUAUCUCGAGGGCUUAAUGAACCUUUUCGCCGACGCGAUUAAGGGCAUAAAACGCGGACUACACUCUGGCGUGGAACCGAUACUGCAGACCCUGCUUGAUGGCUUAGUUGAAAAUGAUUCCGUGCAAAAGGAUAACUCGCAGAAGCUGGUCUUCGGCGUUUUGGUCAACGUUAUUCACCACGCAGAGGCUGCUACAUUCGAACCAGUACUUAGGGUCGUCGUCACCUUUGCGACGAAUUUAGCAGAGACUCCAUCGGAUUAUAACUUGCAGCUCGCUGCGCGGUUGAUCACCAUCAUCAUUGGCGGGCGCAAGGGUUCAAGGGUUGAGAACUGGGGUGAUGUGGUCCUGACCAUGUCAAAGGUCCUGACCGCCGCAAAUACUCCCGGCAGCUCUCUUACUGAAACCACAAUCAACCGAAUUUUCUUUGCUUUGGCUCUGACCAUGCAGUCUGCUCCUGUAGAUGUGGUCCUCCCCCAUAUUCGCUCGACUAUGGCAGUUUCCACAAACGGUCAUUUCAAAGCUCAUUUCUUAUCCUUUUGCAAUGUCUUUGCGGAUCUUGGCAGCGAUAGGUUUCAAACAAUUGUACUGCCAUACUUUCAGAAGUUCAUCGUCGCCGAGUGGAAGUCCUUCGAGCAGCAGAUUUGCUUUCUGGUACCAAAACUUGCAGAGGCUGGAUGCUUAAAGAGAGCAGGCACGAACACUGAUCUUCUCAACUGCUCUGGACCUUGGCAGAAGAGAAUCGUUGGGCUUUUCAAAGGCCUUGUUUCUGCGAACGGCACAGCCAUCGAAACUGAUUCGGUCCUACUCUACGCCUAUCUCGACGCCAUUCCAUCUUUAGCUCUGGAUCAGUCGGCAAAGGAUCAAGUAACAACAUACCUACAUGACUUGCUCCGUCUUGCCAUCCAGCCUACAGUUUCAAUAAGCGAACGAGCGCGCCUCUUCGCUGUAAGCAAAGGCUUUUCGCGCUAUGUAAGCAGUUGCGGAAAGGAACAUCCCUUAGACAUUUCUCUUUGGAAUGGCCUGUGUGCCUCUGCAAGCCAAUAUGCGCCACAACCCUCAUUUCUUCAAGCACUUUACGACUAUAUUACGCCUCUGUACAAGAAGUUGGAUGUCUCCCCAGAAGUGAUUCAACCUCUUGUGUCAGCCGUCACAGCAAACCUUGAGAGUGACUCUCAUGUUCUAAGGUCUAUUUCCCUGAGAAUUUUGGACACGCUCUACACUCUAGUCCAUCAGGAGCAGUGCGCUGCACUCACGACUGCUCUGAUAGUGGAGGAUACUGAGCUGAGCUUGCAAAGCGCGCGGUCUAUCUCAAUGCACAUGCGGAAAUUGGGCUCCAGCUACGCCCAAGCAAGCUCUGAUCCUUGGGUCAAAGAGGCAAUACCAAGCCUCUGCUUUGGUCUUCUCACUGUCAAGUUCACGCCGCUAUGGGAAGACUCGAGCAACGCUCUCAAAGAAAUCUGCGAAUCAAAGGAUGGAGAAGCCACAGUUUCAGCGUUGGCGUUCAAAUGGCUGGAGAGGUCCCCGUUGCCCAGCGAAGAAGUUUUAUCCCCUGGAGCGGCAGAGAGUCGCAAAUAUGGUUUAACUGCCUUUGAGGAUUCGAAUUUGGAGCGGCUGUUCACCUUGGAAGCGGAAGAUGAGCAAGAACUUUCGCAAGUCGAGCAACGACUGGAAGCUAGUCUCACAGAGGACACAAGGCAGCUUGCGCUCCUAACCCCGAUCGCACGACGGCAAGCUAUUAGGGUGCUUAGCAAGAUACCCCAAGUUGCCGAGAGGAGAUCCCGGGAACUGGUGCCAAUACUCCUCCGAUGGAGCCUUCACCAUGAUGAAGAUAACUUGCAAGAAGCCCAGGAAGAGAAUGGCGACCAGAUUGACAAGGAAUCUACAUCAUCAGCGAGUAAAUGGUCUCGACGGGAUUUGAAGGCACUACUCAAUCUCUUCACUCAAUUCGUCAACCCCAAGGUCUUUUACAAGUCUGCAGAUGUGUACACCGGCUUGUUGGCACUGUUGACAAAUGGUGAUGCGGAGAUUCAAAAAUCUGCCCUCAAGGCUAUAUAUACCUGGAAAUCUCCUAGCUUGCGACCGUAUGAGGAGAACCUGUUCAACAUUCUUGAUGAUGCAAGGUUUCGCGAAGAGAUUUCGAUUUUCGUUAGAGGCACUGCUGAUGCCGCCACAAUGCGGGAGGAACAUAAGCCAGAAUUGAUGCCAGUCUUAUUGCGUCUUCUCUACGGUAGACUCGUCGUAAGAAAGGGAUCGGGAAGCGGUAGUCAGGAAGCAAGAAGAAAGGCCGUCCUAGAAUCGUUGGCUCAAUUCAGCGAGUCUGAUUUUGAGGAGUUCAUCAACAUUGCACUUGGCGCUCUCGGCUCUGUAAAGAUUGUCGAAAAUGGAAAGAUUAACCCAGAGCUUCUGCGCAAAGAAUUGCUCGACACGCGAAAGCAUCUUGGUCUUAUGAAUAUGAUUCAGACCAUGCUCAGCGUGGUUGGAACGCAGCUCGAGCCUCUUGCUGGUCGUUUUGUUGACCCUGUGCUUUACUGUCUUAUCCGAGCAUCAAGAAAGCUUUCAGCCGAUUCUGAGGAGCAGGAUGAGGAAACCGGGCAAUCUAUGCAGGUAUCCUUACAAAAGUCUGUUCGCCAGGUCGGAUACCGCUGCCUAAACCAACUCUUCUCUAUCGCUCCUGGCCUUGCAUGGGACAACUACAUGCCAACUAUUUUUGAGGAAAUAAUCAAUCCGCGACUGGAUCAGCUUCCGGUGCAGACGGCUCAGUCCGUCUCCGCUCCUCUUCAGAUUUUCUCGACCUGGUCCUCGUCACGAAAGUUGGUCAUCUUCCUCACGAAAUACAACAGCGCAGUUCUGCCCAAGGUGGCCGACUGCCUGAAAGUUGUUUCCGCAAAAGAGAAUGUCAAAGUCUUCGUUCUCAAUAACAUCGUCAAGCGAAUCAUCCAACUCACAGAGGAGCAGGACGUCGAACCAAGUGAGAUCGGAAAUGAGGAUAUAAUCUCACAGGUUAUCCAGCCGAGUGUUGAUCACUUCCUUGUGCCUAUUGGAGAAAUUCUGCGAAAGAGUCCCGGAAGAGAACUGCUUGAAGCUGGUGUUAAUACUGUGUCGAAGAUUGGACCAAUAGUCUCCGGCUCAUCUGAGACUAGGAAUCUGGUGGAUAUUUCCACUUUCCUCCUAGACCAACCAUCGAAUCGUGUCAGUCCAAAGACGAAGAGCGACCUGCUGCGGACCCUGAAGCAUUUCCUUCCCUUGAACGAUAUUCAAUCCGAUUUCCAGCUGCGCGACAAGGCAUUCCGGACUGUCUCAUCUUUGUUCGGGUUCUUCAGGGAUCGCGUUAGUCGAACCCUCCUUUCAGAGGUUAUGUCUGUUUUUGCCGACAAAGACUCUUCCCUUUCUCAAGUGGCAUCUCUUUGUUCAGAUCUUAACGCUUUUGCGAUGAAUCGUCUGGAUGAACCUGACUUCAACCGCCGUCUUCAAGCGUUCAAUCUUAUCAACGAGGAGGGUUACAAGAACUUUACAUUGACCCAAUGGCUACCAAUCCUCUACAAUAUGCUGUUCUAUGUCAAGGACAUUGAGGAGCUUGCGAUUCGCACAAACGCGUCGCUAACAAUCAGACGAUUUGUUGAAAGUACUGCUAUUGACACUCAAGCGGGUGGGUCGUCAUUUACGGAGCUUCUUGCGUCGGUGCUGUUGUCGGCCUUGAGAAGUGGGGUCCGUGAUGCAUCUGAAUCGGUCAGGUCAGAAUAUUUAGCUAUUACGGCGCAUAUUGUCAAGAACUUGCCCAAUCUUGCGGAGGUCAAAGACAUGGAAAUACUCUUGGUUGGCGAUGAUGAGGAAGCAUCGUUCUUCAACAACAUUCUUCAUAUCCAACAGCAUAGACGAUUGCGAGCGCUCCGAAGAUUAGCAGCCGAGUCCCAACUAGGCCACCUCCGGAGCUCAAAUAUCAGCCACUUCUUCAUCCCGUUGAUUGAGCAUUACAUUUUCAAUCAAGCAGACGACAGCAAUGCGCACAGCUUAGCUGCUGAGACGGUCACGACUAUUGGUAUUCUUGCAGAAGGCCUUGACUGGAAUCAGUUCAGGGCUGUUUUCCGAAGGUACACUAGCUAUAUACAUAGCAAGGCCAACAUGGAAAAGACGGUGAUUCGAUUAUUAGGUGUAGUAAUCGACGCACUAGGUCGGGCUGCGAAGAUUGAGGAGCCUGAUCAAGGCAAGGAGCAGGCCUCUGAACCUCUGGAAGAUGGAUCGGCAGAUACCAUGGCAAUCGAUUCCGCACCCCAGACAAGCGCAUUGGCUGUUUCUCUGCCAAGUAGAGAGAAGCUGGCUGCCGAUUUGAAUAACAACCUGCUGCCUCCUCUCACUGGAUACCUUCACAACAAGGACGAGUCUACCGUCAGCCUCCGUGUACCGGUGGCCGUAUCCAUUGUUAAGCUUAUCAAAAUUCUUCCAAAAGAACAGCUUUCAGAAAAGUUGCCUCCUGUCCUGACGGAUGUUUGCAACAUUCUCCGCAGCAAAGCACAGGAGUCACGGGACAUGACACGAAAGACUCUCGCUGAGAUCUCUACGCUUAUUGGACCGUCAUGUUUUGGCUUCAUUCUGCAAGAACUCAGGGGUGCGCUCAAAUUUGGAUACCAGCUUCAUGUGAUGUCCUUUACGGUACACUCGAUCCUGGUAGCCACUGCGCCAAUCUAUAAGCCGGGAGAUCUUGACUAUUGUCUUUCAGAAAUCGUUGCCGUCAUCCUGGAUGACAUCUUUGGCGUCACUGGGCAAGAAAAGGAUGCAGAAGAAUAUAUCAGCAAGAUGAAGGAGGUCAAGAGCAGCAAGAGUUUCGAUUCGAUGGAACUGGUCGCAAAGACUACAAAGGUUACGCAUCUUCCUCUCCUGAUACGACCAAUUCAACAAUUACUGCGGGAAAAGUUGAACCUCAAUAUGGUGAAGAAGGUUGACGAAUUGCUGCGAAGAAUCGGUGUUGGCAUUAUGCGCAAUGAGGAUGUUAGAAGUCGAGAAAUUUUGGUUUUCGGCUGGGAAGUGAUCCAAGAAGCACACAAAGCUGCGAACCCUAGCUCGAACAACGAGCCCCAGGUCAGUGAGCAGGCCAGGCGAUAUCUUGUCAACCUGAGGAUGGCAAGUAAGUCACAGAAUCGCGGCAGCACCACUUCGUAUGCGUACAAACUUGCGCGAUUCGCCAUGGAAGUUUUGCGAUCAGUGCUGCACAAGCACAACACGUUGCAAACGCCAUCAAAUUUGGCUGGUUUCAUACCCAUCAUUGGCGACUCCAUGCUCCAAGCGCAAGAAGAAGUACAAAUGGCUGCCAUUCGACUCUUGACUACAAUUAUUAAGGUCCCGCUGGCGGAAAUCGACCGAAACGCGCCUGUAUAUAUCUCUGAGGCUGUCAAGAUCAUCAAGGCCAGCCCGUCGACCAAUACGGAAAUCGCUCAGGCCGCGCUGAAGUUGAUUUCUGCAAUCCUUCGCGAGCGACGGAGUAUCAAGUUCAGAGACAUUGAUAUUGCCUAUCUUCUUGGCCGAGUCAAGCCUGACUUGGAUGAGCCAGACCGGCAGGGUGUGACUUUCAACUUCCUCAAGUCAGUCAUGGCGCGAAAGAUUAUCAUUCCUGAGGUCUACGAUGUGGUUGACACCAUUGCUGCCAUUCUGGUCACCAACCAAACACGAGUGUCGCGCGAUCUCUCACGAGGAGUGUACUUUCAGUUCAUCAUGGAAUACCCUCAAGCCAAGGAUCGUUUGAGCAAGCAGCUGGCCUUUCUGGUCAAGAACUUGGACUACAAAUACGAGGAAGGAAGACAGUCCGUCUUGGAAACGGUUCACCUGCUGGUCUCCAAGGUCGGCGAUUCCCUCAUCCAAGAAAUCCUCGGCACGUUUUUCGUUCCUCUUGUGAUGAUGUUAAUCAAUGACACUUCCGCUUCUUGCCGCGAGAUGGCCGCCGUGGUUCUCAAAGAAAUCUUUGAACGAGCCGACAACGAAAAGACACAACUCUUCCUGAACCUCCUCCGAACAUGGCUGAAGCAGAGCGAUCAAGCACUACUCAACCGAGUUGCGUUGCAAUGCUACUCUCUUUACCUCGAAGUCAACGGCACCAAGGGCGAAAACGAAGUGUCUCUGCUCCAGGCUCGCAUUUAUGAGAUUCUCGAAGCCAACAACCACUCCCAAACCGAGGAUUUCAACUGGGAACUCAUCUACUUUUCCCUUCAGGCCUUCUCCAAGGUCUGCCAGCUUUUCCCGCAACGCGCAUUCAGCGCCAAAGCCGGCCCCGUCUGGGGAGCCGUCCGCGCCUGCCUCUCCUUCCCACACGCCUGGAUCAAAUUGUCAGCGGCCAAGCUGGUUGGACUCUACUUUGCCGACUUUGCACGCACCAACGCCGAGCGUGGUCUGCAGCACGUUCCCCUAGCUGGCUCUGGCGGUCUACAACUCACAGACGAGGACAUGGUCCAAUUGACCCGCUCUAGCGUCGGCACGCUCAAAUUCCCCGGCGUCAGCCAAGAACUCGCCAUGCAAGCCGUCAAGAACCUCGUCUUCCUCAGCCGCUGCUUUGGCGCCAACAAUCUCGAACUUUUGGAAGGCGAAGACGAAGCUGAUGUCGAUGCCGAAGACGCAAUUGAAGAAGAAACGGACGCCCAGCCUCGUUCUCCAACACCCCAGACAAAGCUCGCACUGCAAUUCCUCUUCGAGCGCCUCUCCGCCAUCCUCCGCCGCGAAACACUAACCACGCGCGCCCCCUCGCUCGUUCCCAAGACCGCAAGCAUCCAGCUCAUCGCCGCGCUCUGCAACAACUUGCCCACCGAAGCGCUCACGCCGUGUCUGCGAACCAUCUUGACCCCGCUGCACCACCUGACCGACCCGUCGAUCCCCGCGCCCCAUUCGACAGACCCUGACUUCAACGAGGCGUAUAAAUCUAUCACCUCGACCGCGCAGGAAAUCAUGAGUCUGUUGCAGAAGCGGCUCGGGACCUCCCAGUUCGUCGCAGAGCUGAGUGUCGUGCGUGACGCGGUCAAGCAGCGCAGAGAAGGACGCAGGAUUAAGCGCCGCAUUGAGGCGGUCAUGGAGCCGGAGAAGGUCGGAAAGGAUAAGAGAAGGAAGUUCGAGAGAAAGAAGGUCAAGCAGAAGGAAAGAGGAGCAGAGCAGAGAGGUCGUCGGCGGGGAUGGUAA